Messenger RNA from Zerene cesonia (dogface butterfly), 1542 nucleotides. RefSeq names its product protein ILRUN. The coding region runs from base 577 to 1224 and encodes 215 amino acids. Lineage: Eukaryota; Metazoa; Arthropoda; Insecta; Lepidoptera; Pieridae. The record is from RefSeq and is a predicted model, not a curated record. Gene Ontology annotation, molecular function: protein binding. The transcript has 5 exons.
UUGAUAUAUGCUCAAAAUAUAAUACUAUAAUAUGUUAAACUAAGUCUUGUUGUCCAAGCACUUUUUCGCAAGUGAGUCAGUUAAAAUAUUCACUUUUAAAGUAUGCACACUAUAACAAAAGGCAUUUGGUCACAACUUUGUGGUUCUAACCAGGGAAAACACAUCCUAUCGAAUAUCGGAUCCCCUCACUGUUAUUUUACUACUUGCACUUUGCCGUAACUGUAGUAUAUACAGCGCAGAUGUUUUGGAGUGUAUAGACAAGACGAAAGACUCACAGAUAAAUUUAUAGAACAUUGUGGUUUCUAGUAAUAAUAAUAAUAAUGACAGCUGGUCCGCUGUUGAGUGAUUUGUUGUAAUUUCAAUCGUACCUAAUUUGAUGUUAUUCGGACAUUACAUAUUUUUUUUGUGAAUAAUGCAAUUUGUGUUUACAAAACUUAAUCCAGAUAACUAAUUUUAAAUCACUUGUUUAAAUGGUGAAUAUUAGCGAUUGUUUGGUCAGCUGACGAAUAUAAACAAAGGAAUGUCAAAAGUGCAAUUGUGAGUCGUAUUGAUGCAAUAUACCUGAAAAGAAAAACAAUGGAUGUGGACGGUUCUGCCAUUCCCGGGGAGAUAGACCAAAAUCUCCUGUUGCAAUUCAGUUGUAUGAACACCACAGAUAGAGAUGAACUUAUAAACCAAAUGCAAAGACUUCUUGGACCUAGUUUAAAUUAUAACACCGCAAGUUUUUUUCUAGAUAUGAGUAAUUGGAAUUUACAAGCAGCAAUAUGUUGUUACUUAGAUUAUAGUCUGCCACCCAAACUCCCUUCCAUGUCUCUAAAAGCAGCUCAAACACAGGAGUCGGCUGUUGGUCCUGGAUCUUGUUUUGAACAGAAUUGGAGUAUAGCAAAUACAGGAGCAGAAGGAUGGCCAGGGAGUUGUAGGUUGAUUCAGGCUGGAGGUGAACCUUUGGGAGCCACUCCUGUGUAUGUACCACCCCUGCCACCUGGACAUACCACUACAAUAACUAUGAAACUCGUAGCACCCAGCACACCUGGGACUUUUAGAGGCUAUUUCCACUUAGUUACAGAAAAAGGGGAGCAAAUUGGUGAUACUUUAUGGGUAGAAAUUAAAGUGGAAUCAGAGGAAACUAUGGCAUUAGUGGAACAACUUGCUGCAUUGCCUAUACCAAGUAGUAGGUUAGAAGAACAAUCACAGGUACCAUCACAGGAUGAUCAAAUGUGUUGAUACUAAAAAAGUAGGUUUCAAUUGCCACCAUUUAUUUAUCAAAGUCAAUUACAAUAUGUAUGAAAUUAACAACUAUCUGUACCUAUAAAAUAUUUCUGUUGCAGUCUUUGUUCUACAAUUAUAUUCAUGACGUUGAAAAAGAAAUUAAUGUACAAACAGUAAAUACUUAAGAAUGUUGUCUAGAUUGUAAGAUAACAAAUGUUUAUUAUAGAUUUGUUAUAAUAUGAAUUUAACAUUUUCAAUGAAUGCAAUGUAUUGAUAAAAUGACAUCACUUAUUUUUUAAGAAUAAAUUGCCAUUUAAUUAAUUAGUUAUGGGC